This is a messenger RNA of Hibiscus syriacus, 920 nucleotides long. RefSeq names its product transcription factor ILR3-like. The record is from RefSeq and is a predicted model, not a curated record. Bases 101 to 877 code for a protein of 258 amino acids. Lineage: Eukaryota; Viridiplantae; Streptophyta; Magnoliopsida; Malvales; Malvaceae. Gene Ontology annotation, biological process: regulation of DNA-templated transcription; intracellular iron ion homeostasis. Gene Ontology annotation, molecular function: DNA-binding transcription factor activity; protein dimerization activity. The transcript has 5 exons.
UUCAUACCCCCCAGUUCUAUUCGAUUCUCUCUUUCUUUCUCCAUUUCUGCUACAACCCAUUCUUCCACUGCCGUGACUUAACCGAGUCCUUGCUGGGAGUAUGAUAUACCGGCAGCAACCGAACGGGGCGGAGCCGGUUUCCUCGGAAAACCCCAGCGCAUGGAUGUUUGAUGAUUAUGGUUUGUUAGACGAUCUUCCUUCACUUGACCCGUCAACCCCUAUCUGGUCAUCUAAUUUCCUCACUUGCUCUAAUCCUCUCAGUGCAGAAUUUAAUGAAUCAUUUGGGAAUUCCGACAAUCUUAUCGAAACAGGCUCCCGAAAACGGGUGAGGUCUGGAACAUGCCGUGCAACUGGCUCCAAAGCUUGCAGGGAAAAGAGGAGAAGGGAUAGGUUAAAUGACAGGUUCCUGGAAUUGGGUUCUAUCCUAGAUCCUGGAAGGCCUCCCAAAGUAGACAAGGCUCUUAUAUUGGUUGAUGCUGUUCGAAUGGUUACUCACUUACGGGAUGAAGCCCUGAAAUUGAAGGAGUCGAAUGAGAGUCUGCAGGAGAAGAUUUAUGAGUUAAAAGUGAGCUCGGAUUCACUGUUUAUUUGUUACAUAUUUUAUUCAUUAGUUGAAAAGAAUGAACUUCGGGAUGAGAAACAGAAGCUGAAGGCCGAGAAAGAGAAUCUUGAGAGGCAAGUCAAGGCCAUGGGUUCUCAUCCAGGAUUCCUAUCCCAUCCUGCUGCUAUUCCAACUCCAUUUACUACCCCAGGCCAAGUUGUCAGUGGGAAGCCGGUGCGCUAUGUUGGUUAUCCCAGAGUUUCCAUGUGGCAGUUCUUGCCUCCUCCAGCUUUCGAUACAUCGCAGGAUCAUGCUCUCCGACCUCCGGUCGCGUAAGUUGGCAGCCUGGUAUUGACUCAAAGAAGCAAUUAUCAUUUAU